AUGUCUCUUGACUUGGUUGUGAUGAUUACAAGAACUGAUGAUGACCUUCCACCAACCCAUCAAAAUAGAAUUUCCAGGGGAGGAAGAGGACAUCUCGCUGGGAAUGAGAGAUCUGUUGUUGGUUCAAUUCCUUACCCAAGGAUGUAUAGUGAAAUUGAUAGGGAGACCCAAAUUCAUCUACUUGAGCAAGAAGCAUACAGUUCAGUUCUAAGAGCCUUUAAAGCUCAAGCCGAUGCUAUUACUUGGGAGAAAGAAAGUUUGAUUACAAGGCUGAGAAAAGAACUGAGAUUGUCAAAUGAGGAGCACAAAGAACUUCCAGGUCGGGUUAAUGUUGAUGUUGUGGUACAAAGGAUAAGGUCUGAUAAAAUAGUGAAGCAAGAAAUUGUGCAGUGUUUUGGUCACUCUGAUCUCCAUAAUGAUCAUCCAUCUACAACACAAUUUAGGAAGAAACUGCCAUGGUUUCUUAGUUCUCUGCCAUCUGCAGAUUGUGCAAAAGGUGGUCAUGGAGCUUACACCAGCAGUGUUGAACUGAAAGGUUAA
This is a messenger RNA of Glycine soja, 540 nucleotides long. Its product is annotated as protein EMSY-LIKE 3-like. Gene Ontology annotation, cellular component: nucleus. NCBI's taxonomy places the organism in Eukaryota, Viridiplantae, Streptophyta, Magnoliopsida, Fabales, Fabaceae. The transcript has 3 exons. The record is from RefSeq and is a predicted model, not a curated record. Gene Ontology annotation, biological process: defense response to fungus. Bases 1 to 540 code for a protein of 179 amino acids.